ACCACUCUUACUCUACCGUCCGUGCCUUGCUUCCUUCCCUCUCUCUCUCCUCUCAUAAAAGUUUCGUCGGAAGAGAGCACAGAAGCCCAAAGAAACAAUCACAAAAACAAAAAAAAUAUUUAAAAAAUACAAAAAUAUAAAAUAAAAUUAAAAAAAUAAGUAUUAAAUUAAAGUAAGCGAGACUCAAAUCUCUCUUCUCUCUCUCUCUCUCUAUUCCUCUUGUUCGUCUCUCGCUCGCUGUUUGAGGGAGAAAGUUCUGAUGCUGUUCCUCUUCCUGUUAGCAAAUCUCUCGGUCUCCACUUCCUUCCUCAUAGACUCUAUCUUUCUCUAUCUUCCUAUCUAAAAUCUUGAACUUUCAUUCUCUCCGCCGACGCUUCAGAGAAUUCGAGGACAGCGUGGGGAUGUUCUUCAGCUUCAAAUGUUUCGAAUUCAAAGACCAUUUUUCUGGAGUGUUAUUGUGAUGUUACAUAAUUACUACGUCUUUAGCACUACCAUAUUAUAAUAGAUUUUAGAGUUUGAUGUCAAAUUGAUUUAAGUGUGUCAAACUGCAUUUUUCAUUUAUAGAGAUUGAUUUCUUGUGAGAGAUGUGUGUUAUUUUUCUUUAAGUUCCCUUGGUUUGCUUUCAAAAAUUUGAAGAAUAAACAAAGAAGAAGAGGAAGAAGAGAAAGAAUUGUAUUUGAUGGGUAAUAAACUCGGAAGGAGGAAGCAGGUGAUCGAUGAGAAGUACACAAGGCCUCAGGGGCUUUAUCACCAUAAAGAUGUGGAUCAUAAGAAGCUCAGGAAGCUCAUACUAGAGUCUAAGCUUGCUCCAUGCUAUCCUGGAGAUGAAGAAUGCACCUGUGAUCUUGAGGAAUGCCCAAUUUGCUUUCUGUAUUAUCCAAGCCUCAAUGGGUCAAGAUGUUGCAAGAAAGGAAUUUGUACAGAGUGCUUUCUACAGAUGAAGGUUCCCAAUUCAACACGUCCUACACAGUGUCCUUUUUGUAAAACCUCGAAUUAUGCUGUGGAAUAUCGGGGAGUCAAAACAAAAGAAGAGAAGGCUCUUGAGCAAAUAGAAGAGCAACGAGUUAUUGAAGCGAAAAUUAGGAUGCGUAAACAAGAACUUCAGGAGGAUGAAGAGAGACUGCUGAAAAGACAAGAGUUGAAUUCAUCAAGCAGAAACAUGGCACCUGUGGACGUGGAGUAUAGCUCGCCAAAUGUUCUAUCUUCAACAUCACAUGUUGAAGGUGAAGAAAUUAUUUCUUCUCAAGACUCAUGUUCUGCCUCAAUGUUUAGAUCACCUCCACCACCAAGGGUUAACAGGGAUGAUGAAUUUGACAUGGAUCUUGAGGAUAUAAUGGUCAUGGAAGCAAUCUGGCUGUCUAUUCAGGAGAAUGGCAGACAGAGAACACCAACUUAUGUAGAUGCGGCUUCUUCUGAACAGUAUGUAACAGAAGAUCGUUAUGUCUCACCAGCCAUAGCUCCAGUUGUUGGAUCAUCGUCGUUGUCAUCACCAUCUGGGGGACUUGCUUGUGCAAUAGCUGCCCUUGCAGAGCGCCAGCAAAUGGGUGGAGAAUCCUCCAGUAAUCCUGAUGGGAAUGGGUCAGCGUUCAAUAUGGUUCCAGGGACUAGCAGGUUCUACAACAGGGUGGAUGGAGAAGUGGAGAAUUAUCCACCUGCAGUGAGCUCCACUGAUGUAUCACCUAAUGGCCAGAUGGCUUCGACAAGGGAUGACAGAGAAUGGAAUGUUGACCAUGGAUCAGAGGUGGCUGAAGCAGGGACCAGUUAUGCUGGCUCUGAUGCAGCAGAAGAUGGUAGCAGUAUAUCUGCCUUGCCACCGUCUGAUCAAGUUGAGGACAGCCUUCAAAAUGUCCCAGAGCCCAUUAUUCCUGAGAGCUUUGAAGAGCAGAUGAUGUUGGCCAUGGCUGUUUCUCUGGCAGAGGCUCAAGCCAUGACCAGUGGACCUGGUGUUUCCUGGCAGUAAUCUUAGGUCAUGUUAGUGGCAAUUGUAUUUCUCAAACAGAGCAUACCAUGACCACUUAAUUAGCUGAGUCUCUCAAGCUAGGGAAACUGCACAAGAAGCGGCACAAAAGCUUGUUUCAAGGUCCAGGCAGUGGCGAUUCUCUCAAUCUUUACCUCCCUCCGACCUCUAUAUAGAUGUGAAAGGAAACAGAUUAUUCUAGUGAAUGAAAGGCUUAUUGUUUUGCUAUUUUUUUAUAAUGAUUUUUUCAUACCCCCACAUUUCUAGCCGAAAUAUUGGUUGAAAAGUCCCCUUGGAAAUGAUAUCAGUUGGUUCCACAUUA
Ziziphus jujuba (common jujube) is the source of this 2279-nucleotide messenger RNA. RefSeq names its product E3 ubiquitin-protein ligase DA2L. The record is from RefSeq and is a predicted model, not a curated record. The transcript has 9 exons. The coding region runs from base 680 to 1960 and encodes 426 amino acids. Gene Ontology annotation, cellular component: cytoplasm. NCBI's taxonomy places the organism in Eukaryota, Viridiplantae, Streptophyta, Magnoliopsida, Rosales, Rhamnaceae.